Molecule: messenger RNA, 2457 nt
Organism: Dichotomopilus funicola
Lineage: Eukaryota; Fungi; Ascomycota; Sordariomycetes; Sordariales; Chaetomiaceae
Exons: 5
Coding region: 1-2457 (818 amino acids)
Biological process (GO): mRNA processing
Cellular component (GO): nucleus
Molecular function (GO): metal ion binding; RNA binding
Source: RefSeq, a predicted model, not a curated record
AUGCUAUUUCCCGAAGAACACUCGGCGCAUUUGAAGCAAUGGAUUGUCAAGCGACUGGAAAAUACUUCCGAUGCUGACCCCGAUGUCCUCGCCGACUACGUUUUGGCAUUAUUACGGCACGAUGGUGACAUCAACGACGUGCGCAAGCUCUGCGAAUCAGAAAUUCCCGACUUUCUAAAAGAAGACUCUCCAGUUUUCGUGAACGAUGUCUUCGACGCGAUCGCCCACCGCUCAUAUCUUCCCGGCGCCCCUCCCCCGCCUCCGAAGCAACAACAACAGCAGCACCGUGCGACGACCGCUGCUUUCCCAGAUCCGGGCCCCGCCAACGAAGGUUCUUACGGCAUGUUUUACGACGACCGUCCGAUGGAUAUGGCUGUCCCGGCUUUGCCACCUCCCUUCUCCAACGGUUCGAGGAAGCGGGGAUACACCGACUGGGACGAUCCGAACGCAAACGUACAAAAUGGAGGGGGUCAUGCAUUCGGCGGCCGACCGGUCAAGCAACCCAGGCGGGGUCGCCGAGACUCGAGGUCCGAUACUCUGAAUAAGUGGUAUCGAGAGGGCAUGUCCGACGCCGUGGCUGGUCAAGUACCUUAUGCGCAAGGUGCUGCUGGCCCCCCGGCGACGGUGGGCUACUUCAAUCCCCAAAAUGGUGCGGUGGGGGGUUCGUUAUUCGGAAUGAGCAUGGCAACUGGGCAUCCCAUGCCCGAUUUCUUGGGUGGCGGUCACUUUGCGCCUGGUAAGAAGAGGAAGAAGUGUCGUGACUUUGAGAAAAAGGGGUUUUGCCCACGCGGGACGAGUUGCACGUUUGCGCAUGGCAACGACUCAGUUUACGGAGGCCCUCCAGGGCCGCCAUUUGGAGGUAUGCAGAUGAUGCCGCGGCAAGCUUCGGCGGGUGAGGAGUACGAUCCUUCCAACGCCCUGAUGCCCGACCUGCUCAACGGUCAAGGUCCCUUCCCUGGACAAAUGCCAAUCCCGGUUUUUGGCCAACAACAGCGACACCGAGGCGGCAAGUACCAGAACCGCCAGAGGCGGGCCGAUAAAGCAACCUUCUCCGCUGAUGGGCCGGUAUUUGAUAAGACAAAGUCGACAAUCGUGGUGGAGAACAUCCCUGAGGAAAGCUUCACCGAGGAUCAGGUCAAAAGCUUCUUCUCCCAGUUCGGCAGCAUUGUGGAUGUUUCGAUGCGGCCGUACAAAAGAUUGGCAGUUGUCAAGUUCGACAAUUGGACGGCUGCCAAUGCAGCCUAUCAGUCACCGAAAGUCAUCUUCGACAACCGUUUCGUGAAGGUCUUUUGGUAUAAAGAUGAGGCGUCUGCUACGGCUAGUUCUGCAGAUGGCGGUUCGGGUACAACGAAACCAAAACAUGCUCGCGGCUUACCCACAGCUGAUGACCAUGAGGCUGGGUCGCAACCGGAGAUCGACCUGGACGAGUUUGCGAAGCAACAAGAAGAGCGACAGAAGGCCUUUGAGGAGAAGACAAAAAGAAGAGAGGACCUUGAGCGACAGCGUGAGGAGUUAGAGAAGCGGCAGCAGGAGCUGAUGGCCAAACACUUAGAGGAAAAGGCGAAGCUACAGGUUAAGCUAGGGGGUUCUAAUGGUAGCAAAAACGAGAACGGUAGAGACGACACCAAGAGGCCAAUAAGCCAGACCGAAGCGCUUCGUGCACAGUUAGCAGCACUUGAGGCUCAGGCGAGGGAAAUGGGUAUUGACCCAGAUGACCCCGAUGCCUCGGCGUCGUGGACCCCUAGGGGCGGUAGCAACGGACGAGGGCGAGGCGGUAGUUGGAGAGGUUCCCCAUCACCAUACACGCCCCGUGGGUCAUUUCGUGGCGGCUAUCGUGGCCGUGCGAACGUCCACGCUGCAUAUGCUGCCUAUUCGCUUGACAAUCGCCCGAAGAAGGUAGCCCUGACCGGAGUGGACUUCACCGCCUCUGACAAGGACGAGACACUCCGGCAGUACCUCUUCGGAAUCGGCGAAUUCACCGACAUUCACACGACACCAGCUUCCACCGAGAUCACGUUUAAGGACCGGAAAACAGCCGAGAAAUUUUACAACUCGGUUCUUCUCGCUAACAGGGAGCUACCUGGUCUUGACACUCCUGUUGAGGUCAAUUGGGCCGGCGCCAACGGCGCUCCAGGUUCUAUGCCCACGACGCCGGGUGUGUUCACGGAAGGUAGCAAAACCAACAACGGUGGUGCCAAUGGGCAAACCAAGGGUGAGCGCAGAGCAGUUAGCGCCAACGGCGAAGACGACGGCGGCGGCGGAAACGACCGCCGCGGCGCGAGAGAAGAAAGGGAGGAUGAAGGCGAUGCAGGAGGUAGCGGCGAUAAGGACGUGCACAUCCUGCUUGAUCGGCCGACCCAUGGCGACCACCAUCACCACCGCCAUCACCAAAAAGACAGGGAGCAGCGGGAAAUGGAUUAUGAGGUGGCAGAUGAGGAAGAUCAGUGGGGGUAUUAG